AUUUCAUUGUUUUUACCCCACCUUCCCCACUGAACCUUCUAGAAUCCCCCAAUCUCUCUCUCUCUCUCUCUCUCGUUGCCAUGGCCCCGCCGCCGGUGGAGCACAGCUGCGACGCCGCGGCCUCCGGCGAGUCCCAGCGCUCCGUCCCCACGCCCUUCCUCACCAAGACUUACCAGCUCGUCGACGAUCGCGCCAUCGACGAUGUGAUCUCUUGGAACGACGACGGCUCCACCUUCAUCGUCUGGAACCCCACCGUCUUCGCCCGCGAUCUCCUCCCCAAGUGCUUCAAGCACAACAACUUCUCCAGCUUCGUCCGCCAGCUCAACACCUACGGAUUUAGGAAGGUCGUGCCUGAUCGGUGGGAAUUCUCCAACGACUGCUUCAAGAGAGGCGAGAAGCGGCUCCUCCGCGAAAUCCAGCGCCGCAAGAUCUCCGCCUCGCCGCCAGCCCCGACGGUUGCGCCGGCGUCCGCGGUCCCGGUGGCGAGGCCUAGAGCCUCGCCGUCGAACUCCGGCGACGAGCAAUGGAUCUCGUCGCCGUCUGUCUGCGGGCAGAACUGCGCGGCGGAGAUCAUGGACGAGAACGAGCGGCUGAGGCGCGAGAACGUGCUGCUCAACCGGGAGCUGAGCCAGAUGAAGAGCCUGUGCGGCAACAUCUUCGGCCUGAUGUCAAGCUACGCCAACGGCGGCAUCCAUGCGGAGGCGGCGGCAGGGAAGAAGCCGCUCGCGCUGUUCGAGGGGGAGAUGGAGGCGGCGGAGGCGGAGGAGAGCCCGAAGCUGUUCGGAGUGCCGAUCGGGGCGAAGCGGGGAAGGGAAGAGGCUGGGACGGAGAUCAAAUUGGAGCCGUUGGAUCGUCCGAACAGAAACAACCAGAGUCGAGAAGAGCCGUGGAUGAAACAGUUUCACAGAUCUAAUCAGAGGGUGUUCAACUAAUCAUCACUAACAACACGAAAGGGCUUAGGCGUAGA
Rhodamnia argentea is the source of this 967-nucleotide messenger RNA. Its product is annotated as heat stress transcription factor B-2a-like. Gene Ontology annotation, biological process: regulation of transcription by RNA polymerase II. Bases 81 to 932 code for a protein of 283 amino acids. Gene Ontology annotation, molecular function: RNA polymerase II cis-regulatory region sequence-specific DNA binding; DNA-binding transcription factor activity. NCBI's taxonomy places the organism in Eukaryota, Viridiplantae, Streptophyta, Magnoliopsida, Myrtales, Myrtaceae. The transcript has 2 exons. Gene Ontology annotation, cellular component: nucleus. The record is from RefSeq and is a predicted model, not a curated record.